This is a messenger RNA of Laccaria bicolor S238N-H82, 639 nucleotides long. RefSeq lists its product as uncharacterized. Bases 1 to 639 code for a protein of 212 amino acids. The record is from RefSeq and is a predicted model, not a curated record. The transcript is spliced from 2 exons. Lineage: Eukaryota; Fungi; Basidiomycota; Agaricomycetes; Agaricales; Hydnangiaceae.
AUGAAAAAUGACGAAACCAUAUUCUUCGUCAAUGCCAAAGCUCCAAAAUAUCUUGGAAACACAUACGCAAGAUUUGCAGCCGAUGAACAAAUACGAAAACGAUUCUACCAAGGGUUCGAGAGUUCGCCCUACAAGAUGCACGGUAUCAGUGCCUUUGGCACCAACGUCUCUUUCUACGAACUGGAAAAGGAAAAUGCUGAUGGUCACUGUGGCAUUAUCAGGCCCCGGCCAGCUGCAAAGUAUUCGGAGCAAAUUCUUGUGGAUGUGAUACCUAAAAAUCGGUGGGAUCUCAAUAUACUCGAUGAGCAAGGGUAUGAGAACUUUAUGGAAGUUGUAGAGGAGGCCAAGGCUUUGGAACUUCAUGAACCUGCCAGCAGCUGCAGUUCAACAAUCGUAACCGGGUUCAAUUCGAAUUCGAAGUGUAUCAUGGUCAUUUUACCAAUUAUCAUUUCCGUUGUAAAUCUGUUGGAAUCGCAAAGCUACCGAUGUCCGUAUGACUCAAUAUGCCUACUAGUAGCUGUUCGAUUGCUGUUCGAACACCAUGCUCUUGCGCCUCACCCGGGCCGUCCCAAUCAUCAUCUGCUCAUAAAAAUAGAUUGUCAAUUUCCGAUGAUUGAAAUGAAGAGAGAAAUAAUCUGA